Punica granatum (pomegranate) is the source of this 441-nucleotide messenger RNA. Lineage: Eukaryota; Viridiplantae; Streptophyta; Magnoliopsida; Myrtales; Lythraceae. The record is from RefSeq and is a predicted model, not a curated record.
AUGCGUUGUCAGACUUGGCAUUUAGCUGCUUUCAGGGAAUUAUCGCUGCUGUGUUGUAAGACGAAUCUAAUUGAUGAGCAAGAUAUUAAUCCCAAGACGGUUGAGAAAACCCUCAAGAUAGAUAUCUUACCUGGGUGGCGGAAGAAGGGCACGAAGAUAACUUUUCCCGAGAAGGGCAACCACGAGCCAGGAACCACGCCGCCUGACCUCAUCUUCGUCGUGGACGAGAAGCCACACCCAGUUUUCAAGAGGGAAAAGAACGACCUUGUGGUCGUUCAGACAGUGACACUGUUGGAAGCUCUCACUGGGAAGACCCGUAACCUCACAACCUUAGACGGGAGGAAUCUUGACAUCCCAUGGAUAGACAUCAUAGACAUUAUCCCAGAAAUCAACUAUGGAUUUUGUAUUCCUUACAAUAAUUUACUUAUGAUAAGGAGCUAA